Messenger RNA from Gigantopelta aegis, 3053 nucleotides. Its product is annotated as transmembrane protein 214-B-like. The coding region runs from base 28 to 2079 and encodes 683 amino acids. Lineage: Eukaryota; Metazoa; Mollusca; Gastropoda; Neomphalida; Peltospiridae. The transcript has 16 exons. Gene Ontology annotation, cellular component: Golgi apparatus; endoplasmic reticulum. The record is from RefSeq and is a predicted model, not a curated record.
AGAAAAGAGCGCAUUACAAACUGCAAGAUGGCGUCUACUGGUCAGCGAUGGGAAGUUGUUGGGAAACCGAAGAAGCCUUUGACUAAAGUUUUAGGGCAGCAUGCGCAAAAAACACAGAAAAAGAAUUUUGUGAAUCAAAUGCCAAAAGUUGAUAUAAACCCUCCAGCUCCGGAAUCUAAAACUCUUUAUGAUGCAUUUCUGGAAAAAGAAGCUAAACCAGAAAAAAAGAUGAAAGAAAUGACAAAAAUCAAUAAUGAUACAGGAAACAAAAAACCUGCACCAAAAAAGAAAGUGGAUCAAGAUAAGAAACAGAAGACUGAAAAGUUGGAGGAUGUCAUCGCUAAAAUUGACAAGGAAGAUUUGCAGCUGAUUAUUAACCAGUCGCAUGAAAGCUUCCCUGAUAAUCCUGACGUUUGGCUCAAGGAUCUUGCAUCGUUCUUGAAUCUGAGACUGGAAAACGUUCUGGAGAAUGACGAAAUGUUCAAGUCUCAAUCUAGUCAACAAGCCAAAGACUUCCCACUGUGUAAAUUCAACAAGGGUUGUCAGGGCGUAAUAUUUUCUAGUCUCAGAAAGUGUUCUGCCGACACUCUUGAACACCUCUUCUAUCACUGUGUGCAGUCCAUGCUUGUCAACCAAAUGAAAGGGUUGUCAACAUUUGGUUACAGGAUUUUCCUGCAGGCUCUGGCUUUCCAUAAGCCAAAUAUUGCUCUUGCCAAGAUUCCUCAGUAUUUGGAUUUAUUGAAAGUUCACCAAAAUCGUCCAUUGCGCUGUUUGUCCAUUCUGUGGGCCAUGGGUCAGUGUGGAGUCAAAGAUCUGAAGUGUGGCCUUACAGUGUGGCUUGGUCUGAUGUUACCAGCUCUUGGUGUUAGAUGGGUUGCAUCAUUUUGUGUGGAGUAUCUUGAAAACCUCUUCAGGUGGCAUAAAGAUCAUCGGUCCUCGGCUGGCGCUGUCACAAUGAGGGAAUAUUUCCAGGUUCUAGACAUUGUCUUCACCUCAACAGCCAACAUCCAGGGCGACUUGAAAAAGAGACUGCAAGCUCAGUAUCCCAAAAUAAAGGCCAUAGCUUAUGGUGAGAACCCAACAAAAACAAUGAGAAACUUUUUCCCCUCCUAUCUUUCAAGACUUAACCAGAGUUGCUCAAAACAGUUAAAACAAGAGCUGUUUUCCUGCUUGAUAAACUGUUUGCUGACGGACAAACAUACAUUUGCCACGUGGUGUCAGAUGUACACCAGACAUCUUGCGCAGUCAGGUAUGCUUCUUCAACAUAUCAUUGAAAACUGGAACAAGCUUGGUGGAAAAUUUGAUAAAAAACCUUUAAGGGAGACGAUUCGUUCAUUUUGUGUCACUAACGAUGAGAUUUUUGGUGUUCCUGGUCGAGCCACCCCAGAAGGCUUUGAUCAGUGUUCCCCAGCCUGCAAGGAGCUGCUGCAGAAAAUGAAUCGGAGUCCAUUUCCUUGGUUUUUCUUCAUAUUUUUGGGAGUUACUGUCCUGGGUUCAGUGAUCAUCUAUGACAUGUAUACAAGCAAAAAUGUCAAAGCGUCACGCACUGUGAUGUUUUUGGAGAAAUAUGGCAUUCUGGCAGUUUUGGAGCAGGCAUGGAGGAAAAUACUAACAUUUAUUUCUGCUGUGGUUGCCUGGCUAAAGUUUAAUGUUCCAGUGUAUUACAACACCACCUGUCAAACUGUUGGUCCAUAUUUGACCUCUGCCAGAAUCUGGAUGGUUGAAACCUACAUCUACAUCAUGGAGGUCAGCAAACCGCAUCGGACAUGGAUAGCAGUAAAAACAACUCAAGGAAUAGAAUGGAUCUAUGCCUUGUCGCCGGAUAUUUGGAAAAUGAUUUCUCUGCACUUGUACAACAGCUGGGAUUUUAUUAAAGACUAUACGCACUGGGUGUGGAAACACAUAUUUCACAUUGUUCUGUUGGCAUACCAGUGGUUGUUAGAAAAUGUUUUAGUAGGUCAAUUUAGCCCAGCAAAUGUACAGGCAACUAUUUUAUGGACUUUGACAUCACUGCAGAACCAUGUAUCGACUAUUGUUAACUGGUGCAGUACAUUUGUGGCAACGACAAGCAGUAAAUAAUGGCAAAUACAGUUUAAAUUAUUUUUGUGCUUCAGUUUGGUCUCCAAAAGGUGCAUGGUAUAUAAUUAUUCAUGAAAUCUCAUAUCCAUGGUUACCAUAUUGCAUUGAAGAAUGGGUUUCUUUGCAAACAUGUCAAACCAAAUGUAAAAUCCUAAUAUUGUUUGUCAAAUUUAGUCUAUAGCAAAUGUCCCAAAUACAUAGAAAACCAUUUUUGAGUAGAGUGCUUUAGUAUUAAGAUCUUCCCUUAUGUAAUAAAAUAAAUUAUUUUUGGAUAAUUAUUACUUUUACAGAAUUUAAUGGUAGAACUUUCACCAUUAUAUUAAAUUCUGCACAUUUUAUGCUGUUUGACAUUGUAGUUUUUGUAGAACAGAUUCAAGUUUGGAAUCCUCCACUGUGUAUUGAUAUAGUAUUAAAAAUGCCACAUUUCUUCAUUUAAUGUUUACUUGGUGUUUAGUAAUAAAAAGGGGUAUACCUUGUAACACCAGACCUUGUACUUCAUUAAAAAUUAAAAUUAAAAAAAUACUUUGUUUUUAAAUCAGUGUGGUGUCCAUGUGUUAUAUUAAACAAUAUUGUUAAUAUAUGUUGUAUUACAUUAAUAUAUUAAUAUAUAUUGUUAUUUUAUAAACCAUAUGGGUAAUAAGUUGUAUUAGGUGAACAGACCUACUAGUCAUUUUUGAGAGGUCAUUGUAAUUUCUUAACAUUGAGAAAGUGUCCUUUGAACAGUUAGUGUACCCUACCUUCUUCAAAACCACUUUGGGAUGUUUGAUGAAAUAUCACAUGUACUGUGCAUGUUAUAUUUGUGUUACUGUAAUAUUUUCCAGGAAGGAAAAUUUGUUGAAACUUGUUCUAUGAAUGCUCAUUGUUUAAAACAGUUAAAUAUAGGAAUGAAAGUAUGGAAAAAUAAUUUGAAAUACUGAAAAUGGUCACAAAGCUAUGGAGUAUGCUUGACAUUAAAAUUAAAAGUUUUAAUAAAA